GAAACAUCGCUUUUAAAUGUUGGUUAAAUGUUGGCAAUAAUAUAAAUAAAUAUUUACGAAAUGAACUUACAUGAAAAUAGUUUUAUAACCAUUAAGCUAGUUAAGUAAAGUAUAAAUACAUUUUUAUAGGUUUUAUUAUCUGUGGAUUUUACAAUGAUUCACAGUUUGCUUAUCAUCAACCAUUCUGGGGAUAUAUUUCUGGCAAAACAUCGGAGAAGUGUUUUGGGACGCUCUGUUUGUGAUUAUUUCUUCGAAGCUCAAGGAAAGGCUACUUCUCCAGAAGACAUUCCUCCUGUAAUUGCAACAGGAUUCAGUUAUCUCAUCAGUAUAUUUCGCCAUGAUCUUUUCUUUGUUUCUGUUGUUGAAAGUGAAGUAUGAGCAGUCAUCUCCCAACUGGUCAAUUGUCCAAUGUUCCAUGGAGGAGAACUGAUGUAAAAU
This is a messenger RNA of Xenia sp. Carnegie-2017, 438 nucleotides long. Its product is annotated as AP-3 complex subunit mu-2-like. The transcript is spliced from 4 exons. Bases 154 to 378 code for a protein of 74 amino acids. The record is from RefSeq and is a predicted model, not a curated record. NCBI's taxonomy places the organism in Eukaryota, Metazoa, Cnidaria, Anthozoa, Malacalcyonacea, Xeniidae.